AAAUAUGUGGAGGCUGGAGAGAUGGCUCAUUCCUUAAGAGCCUUUCAGAAGGUCCUGAGUUCAAUUCUCUGCACCCACAUGACAGCUCAUACAACUAUCUAAGCUGUCUUCUAGUAUGCAGAUGUACAUGCAAACAACACACAUAACAUACGUACAACAGAAGAUGCAUCUUAUUUUCAUAUGUCAAGUGAGACAUUACAAUUUUUGUGAAAACGUAAGCAAAGUAUUAAGAUUCCCUUGGUGAAGGAAUGGAGCCUCAGAGACUGCUAUUAAUCGUGACUACAGAUUCAUGCCCAAGCACAAAAUAGCCCACUUAAGGAAGAUGCUCAGCCUUAUUGGAAAUGAUGCUGCAGCUCAGUCUGUGAUGCUCCCUCCUCAACCAGAGCAGAGGGUUUCUAAGAAGUUACUGGAGAGUUUUGAAUCAAAGUCUGAUGAACACCCUGGCCUUGAUGUUGAACAAGAAACCCCGGACAACCCAUCAAUCCAUAAGUCAGGCUCUCUUCCUGUGAGGAAAGAAACCCUGCCUCUUGCUCCCAGCACCCUUUUGUGUGGAGCUGAAGAUCAGCACAGACCACUGCACAUUACAUGGCCUCACAGGUGGGAGCAUGACAAAGAUCCAGAGACGUUUUUAAAGGUAUUAAUGCAUCUAAAAGAGUUAAGGCUCAAUUUCUAUGUCUCUGUCCUGGGAGAAACUUUUACAGAUAUACCAGAUAUAUUUUCAGAAGCCAGAAAGGCCCUGGGCUCCUCAGUCUUGCACUGGGGCUACUUACCCUGUAAAGGAGACUAUUUCCGAGUGCUGUGCAUGGCUGAUGUUGUCGUCUCCACAGCCAAGCAUGAAUUCUUUGGAGUAGCAAUGUUGGAAGCUGUGUACUGUGGCUGUUACCCACUCUGUCCCAAAGACUUGGUUUAUCCUGAAAUCUUUCCAGCUGAGUAUCUGUAUUCCACACCUGAACAGCUUUCAAAAAAGCUCAAGAGGUUCUGCAAGAGACCGGAUAUUAUAAGAAAACAUCUCUAUAAGGGUGAAGUGGCUCCAUUUUCUUGGGCAGCCCUACAUGGUAAAUUCAGGUCUCUGCUCACAACAGAACCCAGGGAAGAUUUGUGACAGAUGGGGCUAAGUCGCAAACUUGCAGCCUAAGGCAGAAUCUGAAGAACUUUCCAGAGUGUGCCCAUAUUUACCUGAUCAGAGAGAAAAGAAAAUCUGCAGAGGAAGCCGAGCCUGGCUGCUUGUCAUAGCUGACACAGAGCCAUCUGCCACAAACCUGUGGCGGCUUCAGAUCUCCAAUCCCUGCCACCACCCCAACUCAAAUUAAAUACAGAUUCCUAGAGACGUUAUGAUGGUUACACAUGUCCUCGGCAUCACAUGUAGGAGACUGUUCAAAAAAAAAUCUGUGGCCUGUUGUAUAACCGCACUCAUGUAUCCCAUAUGUGGUGCCACAUUGAAUUUCCGGUUGAAUCCGUUUUUAUCCUUUGUACUGGAUGACAUGGUGCCUGAAUUCUUUCUUUCUGCCGACGAGAUGGCAGCCAAACUGCAGCUUCAAACACUCACACUUGGCUGAGUUUCUACCUGGGUUGCCAGGUUAUCAUCGGAGCCUUCUUGUGUCCUCAAAGGGCCACGGGGCCUAGAAAAAGGAUCAGAAUGCUACUGAACUAAUUGGGCAGCCAUCUCAAAGCUGCUGUAGGCAAAGGGCUGCUUUAGCACUUUUCUUUUAGCAAAUUAAUGACUCUCUGGCAAAGGAGUUUUUAAGUGAAGGUAUUAAUAAGGGGUCUGGCAGGUAUUCCCAUGAUUCACAGAGUUUCAUUUGCAUUUAAUUAAUCUUAAGGAAACUUGCAAGAUAAACAGCUGUAAUUCGGACAAACAUGGCAGAUUCAGUGAGUGAAGUCCUCUCAUCCAUAAAAUGAACACGAGAUCCUUCUUUUAAAAUUUUUUCCCUGUGGGUAAAAAUAGAAAAAUCAGAACGCUUAUAACAAAACAAAAUUUGGUACAAAAUUCUUCAAAAGUACUUGCAUCCAACUAUAAAUAUAUUCUUUUUGAGAUAAGUCACUUAUGAUUCUUGUAGUCAAGCUGCUCUGUUUGUUGGUGUAAAGAUGUUUUAAAUGGCUGGAUUGUAAAAUAAAUUUUUAAUAAACUGCCCGCUGCAAUUUUAAUUAGCAUA
Mastomys coucha (southern multimammate mouse) is the source of this 2153-nucleotide messenger RNA. RefSeq names its product glycosyltransferase like domain containing 1 (gene Qtman). Gene Ontology annotation, molecular function: glycosyltransferase activity. Lineage: Eukaryota; Metazoa; Chordata; Mammalia; Rodentia; Muridae. The record is from RefSeq and is a predicted model, not a curated record. The coding region runs from base 290 to 1102 and encodes 270 amino acids. The transcript has 8 exons.